Messenger RNA from Drosophila albomicans, 2096 nucleotides. RefSeq names its product endochitinase. Gene Ontology annotation, biological process: chitin catabolic process; carbohydrate metabolic process. NCBI's taxonomy places the organism in Eukaryota, Metazoa, Arthropoda, Insecta, Diptera, Drosophilidae. The record is from RefSeq and is a predicted model, not a curated record. Gene Ontology annotation, cellular component: extracellular region. Gene Ontology annotation, molecular function: chitinase activity; chitin binding.
GACUUUGGCUGUCAUUUGACGCUAAACGAGCGUCGGGUAACAUUGUCAACGCGUCGUCUUCUAUCCAGCUCCAGCUCCAGUAAAAAGCAUUCUGAAAUGGUGCAUCAUCACAUGCUGCUCCUUCUGCUGGGCGUGUCUUGCCUUGGGCCCAGCCUCAUCCUCGCCAGUGAUCAACAGGCGCGAAUUGUUUGCUAUUUUAGUAAUUGGGCAGUCUAUCGACCUGGCAUCGGACGUUAUGGUCUCGAGGAUGUGCCUGCGGAUAUGUGCACACAUUUGGUUUACUCCUUCAUCGGUGUGGAUGACAAGAACUGGGAUGUCCUCGUCAUAGAUCCCGAACUCGAUGUGGAUCAAGAUGGUUUCCGCAAGUUUACACAACUGCGUCAAACACAUCCCAAUCUCAAGUUGCAGAUUGCUGUUGGUGGCUGGGCGGAGGGUGGUUCAAAGUAUUCCAAAAUGUCUGCGGUGCGUGAGCGUCGACAAAGUUUCAUACGCAGCGUGGUCGAGUUCAUGAAGAAAUACGACUUCGAUGGCUUCGAUCUCGAUUGGGAAUAUCCAGGUGCCACGGAUCGCGGCGGCAGCUACGGUGAUAAAGAUAAGUUCUUAUAUUUCGUGCAGGAAUUGAGACGCGCUUUUGAUCGCGAGGGUCGCGGCUGGGAGAUUACGAUGGCGGUGCCAGUGGCCAAGUUCCGAUUGCAAGAGGGCUACCAUGUGCCCGAGUUGUGCGAACUGCUAGAUGCCAUUCAUGCCAUGACCUAUGAUCUGAGAGGCAACUGGGCAGGAUUUGCGGAUGUGCAUAGCCCUCUUUAUAAGCGCAAGCAUGAUCAAUAUGCAUACGAACGACUCAACGUGAACGAUGGCCUGGCGCUGUGGGAGGAGAUGGGCUGUCCAGCCAACAAGCUUGUGGUUGGCAUUCCCUUCUAUGGACGCACUUAUACGCUGAGCAACUCGAACAAGAACUACAACAUGGGCACCUACAUCAACAAAGAGGCGGGCGGCGGUGCUCCAGGACCUUAUACGAAUGCCAGUGGCUUCCUGGCCUACUAUGAGAUAUGCACAGAGGUAAUGGACAAAUCAAAAGGCUGGACCGUCGAAUGGGAUGAGUCUGGCAUGGUGCCCUACACCUACAAGGAUACACAGUGGGUGGGAUACGAGAACGAGGCAUCGGUGCAGAUCAAAAUGGACUUCAUUAAGGAGAAGGGCUACGCGGGCGCCAUGACGUGGGCGAUUGAUAUGGAUGAUUUUCAUGGGUUGUGUGGACCAAAGAACGGGCUAAUGCAAAUACUCUACAACAAUAUGAGAGACUACGAGGUGCCGGAGCCAACGCGUGAAACAACGCCGCGGCCCGACUGGGCAAAGCCGCCCGCCACGCCUCCGAAUCCCGAUGAGGGCGAAGUCGUGUUGCAGGCGACGACGACACGCAAACCGAAACCAAAGCCAAAACCAACGUCAACGCCAACAUCAGCACCUUUGCCAGCUGUAAGCAGCACCACCAAGAAAUCCCCAACAAAGAAACCCAAGAAGCCGAAGAAGACCUCUACCACAACAACGACAACUACAGUGGCACCCAAGGUCACCGAGGAGCCCGAGGAAGUCCUGGAUCCCGAGCAACCAGUUACACCUGGAGAUGGCGAUGGCUUUGAUAUCAACGAAAUAGAUUGCACAAAUCGUGACUAUGUGCCACAUCAUUGCCGAAAGUACAUCCGCUGCGUGCAUGACAAACCCGUUGAAUUCGAGUGCAAAGAGGGCACAGCCUUCCACACAGUGCUGAAUGUUUGUGACUGGAUCGAGAAUAGUGAUCGAUACUAUUGUACUCGCAUGAAGAACAAAGAGCGUGGCAAUGAGGCCCAUUAGAAAACGGGAAAUAACAGCAAUAAGAAAACAAACAUAUUGAAUCGAAAUGAUUUCCAAAUAUUUAAAAACUAAUUUAAUACACACGUCUUAAGUUAAGGCAUCUAUUUUUAGGUAUCAGCGUGAGUAAUAGCUUAGUCUUAGCUUUUCCCAAGUACAUAAUUUAAUUUAUCAACACGAAAGUAUCAUAAAGAAAAUGAUAUUAGUUUGCCAGACGAAAGCAAUAAAAACAAACUACAUAAACUGAA